Lacerta agilis (Sand lizard) is the source of this 1566-nucleotide messenger RNA. It is a transcript of the gene CCDC136, whose product is annotated as coiled-coil domain containing 136. The transcript has 9 exons. The coding region runs from base 28 to 1485 and encodes 485 amino acids. Gene Ontology annotation, biological process: single fertilization; acrosome assembly. Lineage: Eukaryota; Metazoa; Chordata; Lepidosauria; Squamata; Lacertidae. Gene Ontology annotation, cellular component: acrosomal membrane. The record is from RefSeq and is a predicted model, not a curated record.
GUCUGCUUUUUUGCUCCAGAAACGGCCAUGGAGGCAGCUGAGAUGCAGCUGCUUGGGAGGCGGAAGGAGAGAGCAGGUGAGGUGGAGACCCCCAAUGUCGAAAUAAACGAGUUGGAGGAGGAAGAUGAUGAGGAGGAAGAAGACGAAGAAGAGGACGACGACGACGAGGUGGAGGUCAGGAACUUGGACUCUUCGGACGACGAGAAAGAGACGGACGAAGAGAAGCAGCGGGAGUUGAGAGCCCAGGUGUUGCGUUUGCUGGACGAGCUGGAAGAAGUCCGGGAGCUGGCCCUGAAGCACGAAGGGGAUUCCCUCGAAUUGCAAGGGUUGCUGGAAGACGAGAGACUUGCCAGUGCACAGCAGGCCGAGACCUUCACGAAGCAGAUUCAGAGACUCCAAGCUCAGAUGUGCUCCUUGAAAGAUGAGUUCGACUCGCUGCAGGAGGUGAAAGACGUGGAGCUGGACCGCUUGGAGCGCGAGUUGCGGGAGGCCAACGAGGAGAUCCACAGCCUGCGCUUGGACGCCGAGGAGGCGGCCGCCUUGCACGAGAACGAGGUGGCCGGGCUGCAGGAGGAGAUCUGCCGGCUGAAAGCCGAGCUGGAGAGGGUGCAGAGGGUCCGGAACGAGUACGACAUGGAGGUCACCGCCCUGCGGGCCGAGAUCAACAUGAAGCGGCCGGGCACCGGGGACAGCCAGCCUGCCCCGGAGAUGCUGGUGGGGUCACACUUUGACGACCGUCUCUCCUGUACCUCGGAAGAGGUGGCCAGGCUCCAAGUGGAUCUCCGGACGCUGAGAAUUAAGUACCAGGAGCUGACCAACGAGUACCAAAUCCUGCAAGAGAGCAACAAGAUCAUGGUCAACCAGCUGGAGAGACUAGAAGCUCUGAAGUACAGAGCCCGGAGCAAGUCGGACGACUCUCCCUCCCUCGACUCGGACUCGGAGGGGAGCGCGGACCACGCCCCGUCCAUCAAUUGGCGGCCCACGCCCCGUGCGAGCGGCAGUGUCUCCUUCAAGUCCUUCGAGAUUGCGGGCACGGCCAGCGAGGGAGACGAGGAGGAGAAGCUGUCGAAGGCGGAGAGCGAGGCUGACCUGUGCUACCAGAGCGACCAAGCCCCACGCAGCCAGCUCAGGACGGAAUACAAGGACCAGCUUGAGCUCCCAGAGUGGGCAAGGAGAGCGGAAGAGCGGAAGGUGGGAAUGGCGGCAAGUGCAGGGAGGGAAGACGGAAGCGAGCACGACCAAACCCAGGACAUCCUGCGAGAGAUGGAGAGUAAGUGUUGGAUCAGCCAGAACGAACGGGAGCAGCUGCACGAGGAAUUGCGGAUGUGCAAGGAAGAGAUUGAGAGACUUAACGGCACCAUCCCCAUCGCCGGACGGGUCCCAGCUGGAGGGAUGAAGCCCCUCGCUCUCUUCGCCAUCCUUGCCGGGGGCCUGCUCCUCUACCCGUGCGUCAAGAGAUACAGCAGCAUCUGGACGCCGCCCUGAGCAGACUGCGCACCCGCACGCACGCCCUGAGCAGAGAGGGCCCCUCGCGCCACGUACCCCUCCCCACCCCGACUCUGUGAG